CUCAGAGCCAAAGAAACUUUACCAAAGGAUUAAACCUUAUGUAAACAAAGAUCCCUUUAUUUACAUCUCAGCUUCUCUGAAGAAUCAGAAGCCCCAGCUUACACACUUGCAGUGCUUUAUUGGUGCUGAUUACCCAACAUGUAAUUUCUUUCUGUAAAAAAAACAAAAGUUUGAUGAUCUUGCAGAACAGAAGCAGCAGUGAGUGGAGAUGGUGCAUGGAAAGGCAGAGCUAAGACAUAUCAAGAUUUAAAACAUAAAUAUCUUGGAAUAAUCAGAAGAACAACAUGGGAGAAUCUGAGAAAAGAAUUGAAACUCAUAGAAUAAGAUGUCUUUCCAAGGUGAAGAUGUUUCUGUUGGCAUUAACAUGUGCAUAUGUAUCCAAAACAUUAUCUGGAUCUUACAUGAAUUCCAUGCUCACACAAAUAGAGAGACAAUUCAAUAUCCCAACAUCCCUAGUUGGAUUUAUUAAUGGGAGCUUUGAGAUUGGAAAUCUUUUGUUGAUUAUAUUUGUGAGUUAUUUUGGAACUAAACUGCAUAGACCUAUAAUGAUCGGUAUCGGAUGUGCAGUUAUGGGAUUAGGUUGUUUCUUAAUAUCGCUACCUCAUUUUCUCAUGGACAGAUAUGAAUAUGAAUCGACAGUUUCCGUUUCGAGUAAUUUGUCCUCAAACAGCUUCUUAUGUACGGAAAACAGAACUGAAACUUCUAGACCAACACAAGAUCCAUCAGAGUGCGUGAAAGAAGUUAAAUCCUUCAUGUGGGUGUAUGUGCUGGUGGGAAAUAUUAUACGUGGGAUGGGUGAAACACCCAUCAUGCCUUUGGGAAUUUCCUAUAUAGAAGAUUUUUCCAAAUCUGAAAACUCUCCACUCUAUAUUGGGUUUAUAGAAACGGGAACUAUCAUUGGCCCUUUGAUUGGACUUUUGCUAGCAUCAUUCUGUGCAAACAUUUACGUAGACACUGGAUCUGUAAACACAGAUGAUCUGACCAUAACUCCCACUGAUACUCGUUGGGUUGGUGCAUGGUGGUUUGGCUUUUUGAUCUGUGCAGGAGUGAAUGUCCUCACUGCCAUUCCUUUUUUCUUUCUGCCCAAAACACUUCCAAAGGAAGGACUAGAGGAUAAUCCUGACAUCAUUAAAAAUGACAAGGAGGAAAAACAUAGAGAAGAAUUCAAGAAGGAAAAGCAGAGCAUCACUAAAGAUUUUUUACCAUUCAUGAAGAGUCUCUCAUGCAAUCCAAUUUACAUGCUUUUCAUACUUAUCAGUGUGCUGCAGUUCAAUGCAUUUGUUAAUAUGUUCUCCUUCAUGCCUAAAUAUCUGGAACAACAGUAUGGAAAAUCAACUUCAGAAGCAAUCUUUCUCAUUGGUAUUUAUAACUUACCUCCAAUAUGCAUUGGAUAUAUAGUUGGUGGUUUAAUUAUGAAGAAAUUCAAGAUUACUGUGAAGCAAGCUGCACACGUAGCAUGUUGGUUCUCCAUACUUGAGUACCUUCUCUAUUUUUUAUCUUUUCUGAUGACCUGUGAUAAUUCUCCAGUUGCUGGCAUAACUACUUCUUAUGAAGGAAUUCAACAAGAUCUAUAUAUAGGAAAUGAGGUCCUUGCUGACUGCAAUAAACUUUGCAACUGUCCAACUAAGAUAUGGGACCCGGUGUGUGGAGACAAUGGCUUGUCAUAUAUGUCAGCUUGCCUUGCUGGUUGUGAAACAUCUGUCGGAACUGGACUCGGCAUGGUGUUCAAAAACUGUAGCUGCAUUCAGACAUCAGGAAAUGCAUCAGCAGUGCUCGGGCUGUGCUACAAAGGCUAUGACUGUUCCAUGAUGCUCCAGUACUUCUUAAUCUUGUCAACCAUUAGCAGUUUCAUUUAUUCUUUAGCUGCCAUUCCUGGGUACAUGGUUCUUCUGAGGUGCAUCAAGUCUGAAGAGAAGUCUCUUGGUGUGGGAUUGCAUACAUUUUGCACAAGAAUAUUUGCUGGCAUUCCAGCACCUAUAUAUUUUGGAGCUUUAGUGGAUGCUACCUGUUUACACUGGGGAACUUUGAAAUGUGGUAAGCCAGGGGCGUGCAGAAUAUACAAUACAGACAACUUCAGGCACAUCUACCUUGGACUGCCUGCAGGACUAAGAGGAUUAAGCUUUCUUCCAGCCUUCUUGACCCUAAUUCUUUUGAGGAAACGGCAUCUACCUGGUGAAAAUGACUCUGCUGGAACUGAGCUUGCAGACACAAAAGUUACAGAAAAGGAAACUGAGUGCAAAGAUGGACACCAAAAUUCCAAGGCCUUGAAUGAUGAAGAAUUGAAAACAAAACUAUAAUGCCCUGUUCUAGCAGCUUUCCCAGAGCUGGAGAAAGCACUGUACAAUUUAAUUACUUUAAAAUCAUUAGAGGCACUGCAGAUAAUUUUUCUUGCCUUUAGGAACCUCAAAAAUAUUUUUAUUAAGAUAAAAAUAUUCACUGAUAAUAUUUCUGAGAUGUCACAGUGUCACUUGAUAUUCCUAGGAGAGCCAUAACAAGUCCUUACAUAGGACUUCACAGUUGACUUUAUUUUUAUUUUAAAAAUAGCAAUAUCUCUUUUUACUCAUAAAAGAAAGCCUAUGCUUUCCACAUCAUUUUUUCUGAAAAAUCCACUUAAUCUUAUUGAAUUUUGACACUAGAAUUAUGCAAACUGAAAGGUCAUUCUGUUUAUGAACACUGAAAUAUUCAAUUUAAAUGUAUUACUUUCAUUUGAACAAGGCCUACAUUUUCUUAGUCUACUUAGGAGUUAUUCCUGCAUUCUUAUUUAUUCUAGACAUGACUCUGAAAAUAGAUUAUUCAUUAAUAUUUUAUCUUUUGUUUUAAAUUCUUCCCUUUAUUACUUAUUUAAUAUAUUUCCUGAUUUUCUUCAGAGUACUGACAAAUGUAACCAGGUUAUUAAAAUACUGUAUCAAAGAUGGUUGGAUUUUUUUUUUUUUAGCAAUUUGAUAUUUUUUGUUUUGUUUUGUUUUGUUUUGUUUUGUUUUGGUUGGUACUGGGAAUCAAACUCACGACCUUGCACUAGCCAGGCAGGCACUAUGCCUCUGAGCCAUAUCCCCAAUCCUCUCGUUCUUUUCUUAAGGACAAAUACCUGAAUCAAAGGAUUAAAGGACACUAUGAUGAUGUCUUUAAAGACCAUUCAUAGUGUUAGAUAUCAUUAAAGGAGUCCUUUUCCACAAUCAGACAGCUCUUUAGACCAGUGUACAUGCUAUCCAUUGUGUCUCAAAACACAAACACCAACUUCCAAAAAUCAUCCUGGAGAAUAAAAUUUUUAGAAGUAUUUUCUGUUAUGAAACUGAGGCUAAUAAAACUCGAUAUACAUGUCAAAAACUAAA
Molecule: messenger RNA, 3329 nt
Organism: Chinchilla lanigera (long-tailed chinchilla)
Lineage: Eukaryota; Metazoa; Chordata; Mammalia; Rodentia; Chinchillidae
Gene: Slco1a2
Product: solute carrier organic anion transporter family, member 1A2
Exons: 15
Coding region: 285-2297 (670 amino acids)
Biological process (GO): sodium-independent organic anion transport; bile acid and bile salt transport; transmembrane transport
Cellular component (GO): membrane
Molecular function (GO): bile acid transmembrane transporter activity; protein binding
Source: RefSeq, a predicted model, not a curated record